CUCUAUGUUGUUCCAUUCCUAUUCCCUGCAAAACUAAAACACCAAAUUCCGUUCCCGAUUUCCCAGCAACCAAACAAACCAAAAAAGAACGGGAAUAGGAAUUUUUUUUUUUUUUUUUUUUUUUUUUAAAUUUCGGAAACUCAAACAAUAAUCUCUUUCCCUUUAUAUCCUUGAACACCACCAAUUUCUUCUGUGUGACCCUAACCCUAAUUUGUCUUCCAAUUCCAAAUUUUGUGCUUUCCACAUGAAGAAGAAACCUUUUGAAUUGGAGCCCAAGUACCCUAAAUCCCACCUAAGAAACUCCAAAGUUUGGUUUUUCGAGCCCUAGGUUUUCCCCAAUCUCUCAUGGACUUGCCUCAGCUUCGCUCACCAGAAGCUGUAUCCCCAUUCUCCUCCAUGAACGACACUCUAUCUCCGCCUCCGUCCAGCGACGGUGGCGAUGAAAGCUUCGAUGCGUGGUACGGAAACAUACAGUAUCUGAUCAACAUAUCGGCGAUUGGCGCGUUCUUCUGCGUCUUCAUCUUCGUCUUCGUGAAGCUACGCAGCGACCAUCGGCGCAUGCCCGGCCCUGCUGCGCUACUCACCAAGCUUCUCGCCGUGUGGCAUGCCACUGGCCGCGAGAUUGCGUGCCACUGCGGCGCCGACGCCGCGCAGUUUCUAUUGAUCGAAGGUGGUAGCUGUGCAGUGCUAUUGUCCGUGGGAGUCUUAUCGAUAUUUGUGAUACUUCCUCUUAAUCUCUAUGCCGGGACUGCUGUAUUGUCCGACCAAUUCUCGAAGACGACGAUAAAUCACAUCGAGAAAGGUUCGGCUUUACUUUGGGUACAUUUUAUUUUUGUAGUGGUGGUGGUUGUUUUGGUGCAUUUUGGGAUUUAUGCCAUUGAAGAGCGUCUGAGAAUUACUAGGUUUAGGGAUGGGAAUGGAAAUCUAAGUGACCCAAGUGCGAAUUCUACAGCAAUUUUUACUAUAAUGGUGCAGGGUAUACCCAAAACACUAGGUGCCGAGAAGGUAGUUUUGCAAGAGUAUUUUCAGCAUAGGUACCCUGGCAAGGUUUUUAGAGUUAUUGUGCCAAUGGAUUUGUGUGCAUUAGAUGAUUUAGCAACUGAAUUGGUGACGGUUAGGGAUGAAAUCUCGUGGUUAGUGGCACGGAUUGACUCUCGGCUCUUGCCGGAUGAAAGUGAAGAUUAUGCAAACGUAUGGAACUCUUGGGAGGGUUUCUGUGAGAGGAUGCGUUAUUUGUGGAAGAAACUAGAAUUUUUGUGGGGUCAGAUCAUGGCUACUUUGGGUUAUACUGAUGAAGAACGGUUAAGAAGAUUGCAGGAGAAGAGAGCUGAAUUGGGGACUGAACUGGCAGCUUUCAAAGAAGGCCGCGCACUGGGUGCUGGAGUUGCAUUUGUGGUGUUUAAGGACAUCUACACAGCCAAUAAAGCUGUUCAAGAUUUCCAAAAUGAGAAGAAGAGGCGGGUUGGAAAAUUCUUUUCUCUCAUGGAAUUGCGGCUACAUAGGAACCAAUGGAAAGUUGAGCGAGCACCCUUGGCUACUGACAUUUACUGGAAUCACUUAGGAUCUUCGAAGCUCUCGCUGAAAUUGCGGAGAGUGGCUGUGAACACAUGCUUACUCUUGAUGCUUCUGUUCUUUAGUUCUCCUCUUGCUGUUAUCAGUGCUGUGAAGAGUGCUGGGAGGAUUAUAAAUGCUGAAGCCAUGGAUCAUGCUCAGUCAUGGUUAGCUUGGGUGCAGAGUUCAAGUUGGAUUGCAAGCAUUAUUUUUCAGUUCCUACCCAAUGUUAUUGUAUUCGUGAGUAUGUAUAUAGUAAUCCCAUCAGCUCUUUCCUAUCUUUCCAAAUUUGAGCGACAUCUUACAGUGUCUGGCGAGCAAAGAGCUGCACUCCUGAAGAUGGUUUGUUUCUUCCUUGUAAACCUCAUCCUGCUUAAGGCUUUGGUUGAGUCAUCCUUAGAGAGUACAAUCCUGCGAAUGGGGCGGUGCUAUUUGGACGGAGAAGAUUGCAAGAGGAUUGAGCAGUACAUGAGUGGAUCAUUUUUGUCGAGGUCAUGCCUUUCAUCUCUAGCAUUUCUCAUCACUAGUACAUUUUUAGGAAUAUCUUAUGAUCUAUUGGCUCCAAUCCCUUGGAUAAAAAAGAAGAUGCAAAAAUUUCGGAAGAAUGACAUGCUGCAACUGGUCCCUGAACAAAGUGAACAAUACCAAUUAGAAAGUCAGGAAAUAAAUAAUCUACAGAUGCCACUGAUGCCUGAUGAUCCUUAUGGUUCUCCUAGACAGAAUGGAAUAGAACUUCGGGGACAAGUAGACAAUACAGUCAACAGAACAUCAACGGCUCCCAAGCAGACAUUUGAUUUUGCUCAAUAUUAUGCAUUUAAUUUGACAAUAUUUGCCCUCACCAUGAUUUAUUCUUCGUUUGCUCCGCUUGUGGUCCCUGUUGGUGCAGUUUAUUUUGGAUAUAGGUAUGUGGUUGAUAAGUACAACUUUCUUUUUGUCUAUAGAGUCAGGGGCUUUCCUGCAGGCAAUGAUGGGAAGUUGAUGGAUACAGUAUUGUGUAUCAUGAGGUUCUGUGUUGAUUUGUUCUUGGUUUUCAUGCUCUUGUUCUUUUCGGUCCAAGGAGACUCGACGAAGCUGCAAGCUAUUUUUACACUUGGGGUAUUAGUAAUGUAUAAACUGCUGCCUUCUCAUAGUGAUGGUUUCCAACCAGCUCUUUUGCAAGGCAUACAAACUGUUGACAGCGUUGUUGAUGGCCCCAUUGAUUAUGAGAUCUAUUCACAGCCGAAGUUUGAGUGGGAUACUUCUAACACAUGAUUUGGGCUUUUUACCUCAUUAUUUACCAGUUAGUUGAAUUGUCACGUCUGCAGUUUGUACUUCUCUUCUUCGCCUUAUUUGAAAAACCCAAACAGAUAAGAAAAUGAAAAUUCUUUCGCCAUGUUCAUAUGUAAUUCUAUACGUAUUUAUGACAUUUAAUCCCUCUUUUCUUUUUCCUAUA
This is a messenger RNA of Ziziphus jujuba (common jujube), 2983 nucleotides long. Its product is annotated as CSC1-like protein At4g35870. Bases 346 to 2802 code for a protein of 818 amino acids. NCBI's taxonomy places the organism in Eukaryota, Viridiplantae, Streptophyta, Magnoliopsida, Rosales, Rhamnaceae. The record is from RefSeq and is a predicted model, not a curated record. The transcript has a single exon. Gene Ontology annotation, molecular function: calcium-activated cation channel activity. Gene Ontology annotation, cellular component: plasma membrane.